Chironomus riparius is the source of this 678-nucleotide messenger RNA. NCBI's taxonomy places the organism in Eukaryota, Metazoa, Arthropoda, Insecta, Diptera, Chironomidae. The record is from the annotation of a GenBank genome assembly.
UAAAGAAAUAAAUUGUAAAAGAUUUAAAAAUUCAAUUAAAGAUAUGACAGACAUACAGGAAAAGCUUAAGAUAGGUCCGCGUGCGGGUAUUAGUUAUCCAGUCAUUGUAGCAUAUUGUGGAAAUUGUACAAUGCCAAUUGAAUACUGUGAAUAUUAUCCAGAAUAUGAGAAAUGUAAGAAAUGGUUAGAAAAGAAUCUUCCUACGGAAUUUGCAAAAUUGGAUGUUAAAGAUCGAGGCACAAAUGUACAGACGGAAACAAGCGUCGGCGGCAGCACUGCUGCUCCUGCAAUUGAAGAGGAAGAGAAGAAGCGACAGAAACGAGGUGGUAAAGGUAUGGUUAAAGCUAAUAAGAAGAAGGAAGAUAACGAUAAGGAGAAGAAAAUCACAGUUUCAAGAGCACCGAGAGGAAAAAAGAAGUCUGUAACUGUUGUGAAUGGACUUAGCACAUUCGGUAUUGAUCUUAAGGCAGCAACAAAGUUCUUUGGCACAAAGUUCGCUUGUGGAUCAUCAGUAACUGGUGAAGAUGAGAUAGUCAUUCAAGGAGAUGUCAAGGAUGAGUUGUUUGAUAUAAUUCCUGAGAAAUGGCCAGAGAUUGACGAAGACUUCAUUGAAGACUUGGGUGAUCAAAAGCGAUAAAAACGUGAGAUAUUUGUGUGCAAAUAAUCCAUAAAAGCUAA